GGCAAGAGGAAAGGGUAUUUCAAACAUCCAUAACCAUCUAUUUUCUACUACUAGUGCACCACCCACUUCAGCAUGGAUUCCAGCAAUGGGGCACUUGAUAUCGUCAUCACCAAUGUGGUGUCGACUUUCACCACCCUGUGUCCCCUCAACUUACGCACCAUUGCCCUGAAAGGAUUCAACGUCAUCCAUAGGCGAGGAGCUGGACGAGUCCAGAUGAAGAUGCGUAAACACAAUGUAACAGCCUCAAUUUGGUCCUCAGGGAAAAUCAUGUGCGCUGGAGCAACAAGUGAGGACGAGUCGAAACGUGGUGCUCGCAGGGUAGCGCGCUCUCUGCAGAAACUAGGCUUCAACGUGAGGUUUUCAGCCUUCAGAAUCGUGAAUGUGCUGGCAGUUUGCUACAUGCCCUUUGCAGUCCACCUCAUAGACUUCACUAAGAACAACUUCCCCAAUGCCAGUUACGAACCAGAGCUCCAUCCAGCUGCCACAUACAGGAUCACAAACUUCAAGGCUACUGUUCAAGUGUUCGCCACUGGCAGCAUCACAAUUAUAGCACCAAAUGUGAAGAAUGUGGUCAAGGGUGCGGAGAAAGUCUACCCACUGCUGUUUCAGUGUAAGAAAUCCCUACGCAAAUAAAUGAAAUGCAUUCCGAAGAAGACAGAAGAUGUAGGUGAAAGAGAAGACAAGACUGAGGCAGCACCUUAUAUGUGGACAUUAUUUGCUUGAUUUUAUCACUAGAUGGCAACAGCCCAUCCACGGAUUAUCUUAACAAAAACCAACGGAUCAUAUUUAAUUACCUGGAUCUAGGAUUUAAAAUGAACAUCUAGGGAAUGGACAUAGAGUUAGUGACUUCUUACAAGUACCUGGGUGUUCACCUGUACAAUAAACUGGACUGGACCGAUCAUGCCAGUGCACUCUUUUAGACGGAGCAGACUGUAUCUGCUCAGGAGACUGAGGUCUUUUGGAGUGCAGAAGAACCUUUUAUGACUUUGUGUUUGCAUCAGCCUUCUUCUUUGGAGUAGUUUGAUGGGGCAGCAGCAUUUCCACUGCUGACAGGAAGAGACUGGAUAGACUGAAUAGGAGGGACAGCUUGGUCCUGGGAUCCCAGCUUGACUCUGUGGAGGUGGUGGGACAGAGGAGGAUGAUGGCGAAGCUGUCUUCUCUUAUGGACAACAAGUACCACCCCCCUGCAGGACACCAUCACAGAACUGGGCAGCUCCAUCAACGUCAGACUGAUACACCCCAAGUGUCAGAAGGAGAGCUAUCGCAGAACACUCCUUCCUGCAGCAGUAAGACUAUACAACCAGCUCUGCUCCCAGAGCUAUUACCUGCACCGAAGGAAAAUAUAC
Platichthys flesus (European flounder) is the source of this 1346-nucleotide messenger RNA. RefSeq names its product TATA box-binding protein-like 1. Gene Ontology annotation, molecular function: DNA binding; general transcription initiation factor activity. The record is from RefSeq and is a predicted model, not a curated record. Lineage: Eukaryota; Metazoa; Chordata; Actinopteri; Pleuronectiformes; Pleuronectidae. Gene Ontology annotation, biological process: DNA-templated transcription initiation. The transcript has a single exon. The coding region runs from base 73 to 633 and encodes 186 amino acids.